CUCUGCUCUGAGAAAUUUUGCACUUAAAAGGAAAAAAAAAUUAUGAGAGGAUUUAUCCAAGGUGUGUUGCUAUAUUUGAUCUGCCUGGGUUCAACUCAAGCUGGGAAGCUGUUAGUGAUCCCAGCAGAUGGCAGCCACUGGAUGGGAAUGAAGCCUCUGGUGGAGGAACUGGGACGCAGGGGGCACGAAGUGGUAGUGGUGAUUCCUGAAGAGAGUCUUAGUAUGGGUCCCUCCGAGCACACCACCACUCUAACCUUCCCGGUGCCCUUCACUAAAGCUCAACUACAGGAGGAUUUAAAUGUCGCUCUGCAACGUAUGAUGCUAUCUGACUUGUCAACCGAUUUGGCAAAAUUCCAGAACUUCCUGUCCUCCCUGAAAUUCCUGAGUAAAUUCACCAUGAUGACUGAAACUUUGUUACACAAUAAGGAGCUUCUGCAGAAGCUUAAAGACUGGGACUUCGAUGCAUUGAUCACAGAUCCUUUCCAGCCCGUGGGGGUCAUCGUUGGAGAAUAUCUGUCCAUCCCCAGCAUCUAUGUCCAGGCCAACAUGCCUUGUGGUGCUGAGUACCUUGCCACCAACUGUCCCACUCCCAGCUCAUAUGUACCACAGCGUGACACACACUAUAAUGACCACAUGACUUUCUGGCAGAGGAGUAUAAACUUCUUUAGGACCAUGGUCCAGCCUCUUGCCUGUGCCACUUUGUAUGAGUAUGCAGAUGUGGUAGCCACACGCUUUCUGCAGAGGGAGGCAUCAGUGGUAGAGAUCAUGAGUCGUGCAGCCCUGUGGUUGAAUCGUGUCGACUUUACCUUCGAGUACCCUCAUCCUCAGAUGCCCAACAUGAUCAUGAUUGGAGGGUUUGACCACAGGACACCAAAACCACUUCCAGCGGUAAGUUUCUAA
Chanos chanos (milkfish) is the source of this 900-nucleotide messenger RNA. Its product is annotated as UDP-glucuronosyltransferase 1-2-like. The transcript has a single exon. The record is from RefSeq and is a predicted model, not a curated record. NCBI's taxonomy places the organism in Eukaryota, Metazoa, Chordata, Actinopteri, Gonorynchiformes, Chanidae. Gene Ontology annotation, molecular function: UDP-glycosyltransferase activity. The coding region runs from base 43 to 900 and encodes 285 amino acids.